Molecule: messenger RNA, 5633 nt
Organism: Epinephelus fuscoguttatus (brown-marbled grouper)
Lineage: Eukaryota; Metazoa; Chordata; Actinopteri; Perciformes; Serranidae
Gene: strn4
Product: striatin, calmodulin binding protein 4
Exons: 18
Coding region: 184-2505 (773 amino acids)
Cellular component (GO): dendrite
Molecular function (GO): armadillo repeat domain binding; protein phosphatase 2A binding; protein-containing complex binding
Source: RefSeq, a predicted model, not a curated record
UAGUAUUUUGCUGUCUGAAUAGUAAUUUUGCUCUGUGCGUGUGAGAAAAGGAAGAAAAGAGGGUAGCCUUUAGCGAGGUGCUGCUGGGUUGGAAGAAGGGUCCGAGGUACUUUUCUAUUAUUAUUGUUCCUACACUCCGCCCGUUUCCACCUCCUUGUCCUGGCGAAAGGUUGAACCGUUAAAAUGGAGGCGGAUAGAUCCGGCGGAGGACCAAACCCGAACUCCGGAGGCGGCGGCAGCAGCGGAGCGGGGCGCAACCCAAACGGGCCCAAAGCAGCACCGGGCCAGGCGACAUCAGCUGCGGCGACCGGGGCGAUGGCACCAGCAGUGGCGGCGGCGGCGGCUGCCGGGGCCAUGCCCGGAUCGUCGCAGGCUCGGGAGCUACAGGACGGGGACUCGGGUAUGACGCUUCCUGGGAUCCUGCACUUCAUCCAGUACGAGUGGGGACGCUUCCAGGCCGAGAAAUACCGCUGGGAGGCUGAGAGAGACGAACUCAGGGCUCAGGUGGCGUUCCUACAGGGUGAGAGGAAAGGGCAGGAGAAUAUGAAACAGGACCUGGUGAGGCGGAUCAAAAUGCUGGAGUAUGCUCUCAAACAAGAGAGGGCUAAGCACCAGAAGCUGAAGACGGGGAACGACCAGAGUCCCGGAGACAAGAAACCAGAGACAGAGGCAGACCAACUUCCCAAUGGGCCGGCUGAGUCAGACUCCGAGCCAGCCAAUCAGAUGUCCUGGAAGGAGGGACGUCAGCUACUACGCAAAUAUCUCGAGGAAGUGGGUUAUUCAGACACUAUCCUGGACAUGCGGUCUAAGCGUGUGCGCUCCCUGCUCGGGCGGAGCAGCCCCGAGGCUAACGGGCCUCCACCCAGUGAAACCUGUCCCGAGCCUGAGCCCCGGGCAGGUGGAGAGUCAUUGUUGGUCAGACAGAUAGAGGAACAGAUCAAGAGGAACGCGGGCAAGGAAAGCUCGAAGGAACGUCUGGGCGGCUCGGUGCUAGAUAAGAUCCCCUUCCUGCAUGGCUGCGAGGAUGACGAUGAGGACGACAGCGACGAGGAAGAUGACUUCCAAGGCAUGGCCACUGACUGCAUCGAUGGACCGCGCAAGAACAAGAAGUCUCGUGUAAAGAUGGGUUCGGAGCCCAUGACCACAGACCUGGACCCGGAGGACGAGGAGGACGAAGACGACUCGGAAGACGCCCUCAGUGAAUUUGACUUCCUGGGCUCGGGGGAGGAUGGGGAGGGGGCGGGAGAGGCCAGGAUCUCGGGGGACGGACGGGAGUUAGAGAACCGCAGGAACAAGUUACAAGGCAUGAUGUCGGACUUCCCCCCUAAACCUACCCCGCCCCCUAAUGUACCGGGACAGGCUCGCUCUGGAGAAGGUGGUGCCCUGGGUUUUUCCUCUGACGUCUUCAUCAUGGAUGCUGUCGGAGGAGGGGACAUGAACCUGGGUGAACUGGCUGAUCUCACCGUCGCCAAUGACAACGAUCUCUCCAUGGAUAUGCAGGAUAACAGAGAGGAGUUUAAGAAGACAUGGAACCCUCGUUUUACACUACGCAGCCACUUUGAUGCCAUCCGCGCUUUGACCUUUCACCCCAGCCAGGCGGUGCUGCUCACUGCCUCUGAGGACGGGACACUAAAACUGUGGAACCUCAACAAGGCCAUGCACUCUAAAAAGAACGCAGCGUUGGAUGUUGAGCCCAUCUACACAUUUAGAGCACACAGUGGAGCUGUUCUGUCACUAACCAUGGGUGAAGACGGAGAAUCCUGCUACAGCGGAGGUCUAGAUGGAACCGUCAGAUGUUGGAAGAUGCCUGACCUCAAUGUUGAUCCUUAUGAUAACUACGAUCCUGGCAUCGAGAGCAGCGUACUAGCCGGCCACGAGGACAGCGUGUGGGGUCUGACUUACUCGGCAGUGCACCACCGGCUCGCUUCAUGCUCAGCCGAUGGCACCAUUCGCAUCUGGGACCCUCAGAACUCGUCUCCCUGCCUGUCUGUCUUCAAUAAGGAGAGGGAGCACGGAACGCCCACCUCUGUAGCCUUUGUGGCCACUGACCCCAACCAGGUGGUGGUGUCGUUUGACGCCGGUGAGACGCUUCUCUACGACCUCAACACGGAGCAGAGCGUCACGGCGCUAGAGACACAGACCAAGGAUGGCAGUGAGCUGAUCAACCGUGUGGUCAGUCACCCAUCUGAGCCCGUCUCCAUCACUGCACAUGAGAACCGCACCAUUCGGUUCCUAGACAACAAGACAGGUAAAGUUGUCCACUCAAUGGUGGCUCACUUGGAUGCGGUCACCUGUCUCACUACAGACCCUAAAGGCACUUACCUCAUCUCCGGCAGCCACGACUGCUCGGUGCGCCUGUGGAUGCUGGACAACAGGACGUGCGUGCAGGAGAUCACGGCUCACAGGAAGAAGCACGACGAGGCCAUCCAUGACGUGGCCUUCCACUCUUCGCAGCCCUUCAUCGCCAGCGCUGGGGCAGAUGCACUUGCCAAGAUCUUUGUCUGACAGCGCUGUUGUCAUUCUGAGUCCAACAAAAACAACUGGGCCAAAAGAGACUGAAGACUACAGUGGACAAAUUUCACCUGCUUACACACACAGACACACACACACACUCUCACACCUGUCCUGCACCCCACUGGUUGGGUCAUCACCACAGGACGUCACCUCCCUUCAAUCCCUUACUGUCCUCUGAUGCCUCAGUGACUUCUUGUAAUACUAAUCACACUGCUUUUUUAUAAAAUCCCGGCUGCUCCGUUUUCGAAUAAUCACAUUUGGAGUAACACUUUUUCUACACUACAAUAUUCUGUUCUGCUUUUUUGUUCGUUCUACCGACACUUAUUACAAACCACCAUGUGUGUGCGUUUGUGCGCUUGAACUGCUGACACACUACUCACACUUCACUGAAAAACCACAGAGGGAACGCUCACACUGCACAGCGCACACGAUGCACCACUGCAUUUCAUUUGGGAUCUUUUUUUUAAUGACUUGCUUGUGGCUAACAUAGAUAUGUAGGCAUGACUAUAAACAGUUAUCCUUCCCAGUGUCGGCAGAAUUCACCUGACCAACCUCUCCGUUGGGAAUUAAUGUAUUACAUUCCAAAGACUCCAGGUAGAGUGUGUGUGGUGUGUCGUAUUCGGGGGUUGGAGAAUGUAAAAGUGAGUUGUGUGAUGUGAUGAGGCAUUAGACAGUUGCUAACCAGUGUUGAACAAAUAGCUUUAAUUUCAACUUUACGGCCAAGACACCAAGUCUCACUGUAUGUCUGAGUAUUAUAGCGUCCCCAUGAUUCUGCCUCUACUUGUGUGUGUGUGUGUGUGUGUGUGUGUGUGUGUGUGUGAGAGUGUGAGAGAGAGAGAGAGAGAGAGAGUGUGUGAGAGAUACAAUGUCACCCUGCUGUACAAGAUAAAUGAACAUAUUUCCACAAUCACGGUCCAUUUUUACAGACGUUACAGUUCGAACUGUGCAGACUGAUGCUCUCACACCACAUUAACCAGCUAAAGAUAGAUAUCAUGAGAGUGCAGUUAAAGUUCGUGGACUUAACAGGGGUGGUGAGGCCAGUCUGGAUGCUCUCAACAAAUGACGCGGAUUGUGUCAUUUGGUGCUUUUUACUGUACAGAAGACGAGUGCGUGCGUGUGUCUGUUUAUGCACUAGUUAAAUCACGGUGCUACGAAAGACCUUGUCAGUCUUGAGUCAGAAUCAGGGACCUGUUUUGUGUGUGUAUGUAUGUGUGUGAACGCGUGAGAAAGAGAGACUGUGUUUCUCACUCAUCGGGCUACAGAUCUCCACGGAGUGAAUCUGCUUUUUAAUGACAUUUCAUAGUUGAAUCAUUUCAUUAACUGUGGUCACAUUUUAGAAUUAGCGGUCACUGUUAAUGUCUCUCAUUAGAGGGAUGUGAAUAAUGUUGGGCUUUGAUCGUUUCAGGCUUGAGGAGUGUACAGAGCUGAUGAUAAUUUUAUUACAGUGAGGACCACUUGGACUGAAAACAUUUUCCUGAUUUCCUGAGAUGAGAGCUGCUCGGAUCGUCUUUUUCAUUUCAUCAAGUCGGUGCCAGUUUGUAGGCGGUGCUCGGUUCUGGCUUGUUAUUUAUUCAGGCUUUCAAAAAAAAAAAAAAAAUAAAUAAAUAAAGCUUGACUUUACCUUCAGUUGUGUGAUGAGGUGAGGUCCCCUCAUCUUGUUUUUGAUGUGCAUCAGUUGCACAGUAGCACAUUACCCAGAGAGCUAAUGAUGUGAAGCUGCUCUCCUCUUUCAAAGGGGGUGUGCUGGGAGAAAAGUCCAUUUAAAAUUCAGCCACUUUGUCAUUUCAGAGAGGAAAAAACGAUUGAUUUAAGAUGUGUGGGUGUCAGUUAAUAUUCGUAACAUGACUCGGCACCUAACCUAUUUUGAAUGUAACCUCGAGAGCAUUUGGCUUAGCUGGAAACAUUGUUCCUUUGAGACACCUCACAUCUAUCUCUGUCUGUGUCCUGCAUUUACACUGAUACCUGCAGGACACGUUUGCUUUAGAUGACCUGACUUCAAAUUACCUGACCAAUCAUUUUAUCUCAUUACCUUGAGAAGACUGAUAGAAUCUGGUGUUAAAUCAGUUGGUUAAGGGGCACCCUCCACCUCUUAAAGAUUACAGGGUCACACUAGGGGUUGGAGGGCAGAUCUAAGGGUUCAAAGUAUCCUGGAGGUAAAUACUUCCCUCCUUUCCCUGUCACUGGGGACACUAGCAUUUAUAGUUCAGAUAUUUUGUUUCCUGAAACAGGGUGGUGGACUGUGGACAUUAUUGUACUGCUGCUGGACAUAACGUCCUGGUAUCACAUUUAACUACUACUUGGCUCCACUUUGCACUACAUCUAACAGUGGGAGCUUCUGUUGAGGAGUGGUUACACACAGGGUGCAGAAAUAAUGUGUUGCAGGUAUUUCUUAUACAAUCUGGAGUAAAUACUACAAAGGCGGAACCUACUGUGGCUCACGGUUAUAUGAUAGUGAGAGCUACUGAUGGCCAACUUUCUUUUCACUCUGAGCGACUACGCCCCCUCUCUGAGAAUGAAGACAAAUCACUAUGACACAUCAAAAAAGAAAAAAAAGAAAUCGAAACAGAGGUUGUAAAUGAUGACUAGAGAUGCCAUUACGUGCUGUAAAUGUCCAUCAUUUCCUUGUUUUCUUUCUUGCAUUUCUUUUCUUUGAUUAUGAAUAUGAUUAAUAAGAUGUAAGAAUACUGUAGUAUCAUAAGUGAAUCAUUCUUCCUUGCUAGGCAUAGAACUUGCUUGUGAUUGAUAAUGGCAAUGUAUAACUUGUAAAAAAGCAAAAUGGUUAAAAAACACGAAAAAUGUCAAAAAUAAGUUAAAAAAAAAAAUCUGUUACCAGUCAGAGGCCAAGGUAAAGGACUCUCAUUUCUUUGUGUUUUUAUUUUUUUAUUAGCAAUUUAUCACUGUGUGAUAUUUUGUACAUCAUAUUAAGCUGUAUUCAAACUAUUUCCUCUAACUACAAGGGAUAAGAGACCUGCUUUUUAUUAAUUUUGUUUUAUUAUAUAUUUUUGAACUGCAUUCUAGCUUGUAUCAAAUGACUUUCUCUUUUUGUUUACGGGUCCCCUGUUGUAUGUCAUUAAGGAAGAAAAAAACAAAAAAUGAAGAUUUUGUACAGUGAAUUGAGA